Molecule: messenger RNA, 2069 nt
Organism: Vitrella brassicaformis
Lineage: Eukaryota; Vitrellaceae
Source: the annotation of a GenBank genome assembly
GCGUGUUGGUUCGGUGAUGGCGGCCUCCUCAUCUGCCGCUGCUGCUGCUGGUGCUACUGGCAGCUCAUCGUCGGCCAAGGGCGACGCAAAGCAGCCAUGCGGUCGGUGAGCCACCACAUCCAUCCAUCCAUCCAUGAGCAAGGCAUAUUUCAUGUGAUGUGUCCUGUUUGUGUAUGCCGUGGUGCUUAUCUAUGGGUGUGCAGGUCAUAAGUUCCAUGGGCAGGUACGCAUCUCUCACUGUACCGACAAGAGACCAUCGCAGCAGCAUAUGUCUUAUGUGUGUGUGCACCUCUCUGCUGGCUGCAGUGUCUGCUGGGCAUGGUUCGCCCGCGCCCCUUUGGCUUCACUGCUGGGCCGUCUGCUGGCCUGCCGAAGUGCAGCGGGCGAUGUGGGAGGGGUGGCAGUGGCAGCGAUGACAGUGCGGCUGGCGGCCAACAGGGUGGGCCUCAGAUGCUGACAGUCCACGGUGAGCAGCAGUCGACACAGAUACAGAGAGGUGCAAUGGGUGUCUGCCUUGUGUGUGUCAUGCAGGCCAUUCUGUGUGUUUGGAGGUGAGUAUCCACAGAAGGUCAUGAAUGGCCCCACUCACUCAGUCCUCCUGUCUGCCAUUCCUUCCUUUGUCCGUCAGUGUGCUGUGCAGUGGCAAGACUACGGCCGUCAUAACAGUGUCAGCCAGCCAAUCUGCCCCGUAUGCCGGUAGGUGCACAUCUGACAACACACAUGGACAGAUGAUGCACAGCACAUUAGCGUGGCCAUCCCUCCCUCUCUGUGUGUCUUGGUUUGUGGUGCGGUGUUUGUCAGGGCCGGCUUUGCGUGGGCGAGGGGCGGCAGCUCCAUCGGCCUCUCGUACGUGGCGCACAUCGCCAAGUGGCUGCAGCGCGAGAAGAAGCUCACACUCAUCUACAAGUACACACACAGACACUCACACACACGCACAGUCAUGUGAUGUGUCCUUGAUGUGUCUGUCCAUCAGGGCAUUGCGUGACGGCGCCAAGUAUGAUGAUUUGCUGCGGUGUGUGGGCGAUAAGAGGCGAUUGGUCUUCGUCAUCCGCAAGGACGAGUACGUCUUGGGCGCCUUCAUCAGUGAAGGCCUUCAGCUGCCCGACGACCGCACCGACAGCCACUACUAUGGGUGUGACGUGUGGUAUUUCUCGCUGGGCGGCCACUUCGCCCAGCCGACCAAGAUAGACAUCCCACGAAUGUGUCAGUUUGUGUAUCUGGCGGGGAGGGAUGGGAGUGUGGGUGGUGGUGCGAGGGUGGAGCUCGGUGAGUGUCUGUAUUUGGGUGACGGCCAUGGCAGUCGCCGGCCCGCUGCCGACAUCCGCAGCUGUUAUCAGUACGCCCACAGGGACGAUGUGCCCGCGGGCUAUGUGGUCGCUAGAAAUAGAUAUGGCCAUGCCCUGCUGGGCGGGUCGGAGUGUUUCCAUGCGGAUGAGAUUGAGAUACUGACUGUGGUGGCACAGUGAGUCAGUGAGGGGGGAGAGAGGGACGGGAUGCAUUUCUCCUGGCUUUAUCUAUCUACCCAUCGGUGAGCGUCUGGCGGCCUCUGAUGUCGUGUCCGACUGUGACGUGUGGUAUUUCUCGCUGGGCGGCCGCUUUGCCCAGCCGACCAAGAUAGACAUCCCACGAGGAUAUCAGUGUGUGUACGUGGCGGGGAGGGAUGGGAGUGUGGGUGGUGCCGCGAAUGUGCUGAUCGGUGGGUAUCUGUGGUUGGGCCACGGCAGCGACGAGCCGGCUGCCGACAUCCGCAGCUGUGCAGAGUUUUCCGAUAGCGGCAGUGUGCCUGCGGGCGAUGUGGGGGAGAGGGAUGGCUACGGCAAUGCACUGCUGGGCGGGUCGCUGUAUUUCCAUGCUGACGAGAUGGAGGUGCUGCAUGUGGGCGGCCGCUGAGUGAGAGACGGGGGGAGGGGAUACCGUGUCUCGCCGCCCAAUGAACGGCUGUGGGUGUGAGGCGGAUGGGAUGGUGUACAGCGAUUUCCCUUGUGUGUGUGUGUGCAUAUGAUCCUAUCCCAUAUAUCGGUUUGGGGGAGAGACACUUACGUCAAUCAAUGAGUCAAGUGUCCUUACAC